This is a messenger RNA of Teleopsis dalmanni, 1206 nucleotides long. RefSeq lists its product as uncharacterized. NCBI's taxonomy places the organism in Eukaryota, Metazoa, Arthropoda, Insecta, Diptera, Diopsidae. Gene Ontology annotation, molecular function: nucleic acid binding. The transcript has a single exon. Gene Ontology annotation, biological process: DNA integration. The record is from RefSeq and is a predicted model, not a curated record. The coding region runs from base 1 to 1206 and encodes 401 amino acids.
AUGACUGAUCAUAAACCACUAGUGGGAUUAUUCAACCCAGAAAAACCAAUAUCACAGCAUAUAUCACCCAGAAUGUUAAGGUGGUCGUUAAAGUUAGGCACUUACCAGUACGAGAUUAAAUUCCGAGAAGUGAAACAUCACCAGAAUGCAGAUGCAUUGAGCCGGUUACCUUUAAAUGAUGUAAAGCUACAAAUACCGGAAAUACGUGACAUAUUAUAUUGCAAUGAGUCUGAGGAACAGUUUUUAAUCACUGCGAAAGACAUUGCACAAGCAACCAGAAGAGAUCCUGUACUAUCAAAAGUAAUGUGGCAUAUCCAAAGGAAAGAUACAGUUUUGCCAUAUAAAUCAAUCCAGUUUAAACCGUUUGUGAAUAAAAUCCAGGAACUAUCAGUGAAUGCACAAUGUUUGUUAUGGGGAGCCAGGGUAAUAAUACCAGUAAUACUACGUCCCAGAAUACUUGAGAUGUUGCACGAAGUUCAUCAAGGCAUGUCGGCAAUGAAAGCAGUUGCGCGAAGCUAUUUUUGGUGGCCUGGUUUAGAUGAAGAUAUAGAAAUGGUAACCAGACGUUGUGAAAAGUGUGCAUGUAACAAAAAGAAUCCUCCAGUAGCGGCAGGUAAACCAGCAACGCUAAGGCCAUGGUCCCGAUUAUAUAUUGAUUAUGCGGGACCCUUUAUGGGUACAAAUUUUUUUAUCGUCGUAGAUGCUUAUAGCAAGUGGGUAGAGGUAAAAAUAACCAGUACAAUAAAUGCGAUUAGAACAAUCGAGUUAAUGAGAGAAAUAUUUGCAACACACGGAAUACCAGAUACCAUUGUGUCCGAUAAUGGGCGAACGUUUGUGUCAGAAGAAUUUGAGAAAUAUUUAAAACUUAGCGGUAUAAGGCACAUACGUACGGCACCGUAUCAUCCAUCGUCAAACGGGCAAGCAGAAAGGUUUGUACAAACCAUUAAGAAUCACCUGAAGAAAAUGCAAUCUUCAGACAUCAAUAAGAAUUUGGCAAAUAUACUUUUGCAUCUGCGUACAACUCCUAAUGCAAAUUCAAAUUCGAGUCCAGCAGAAAUCUUGAUGGGAAGGAAAUUGAAAACAUUGUUAGAUCAUUUGCACCCCAGUGAUGACAACACUCAGAAGCAGCUAAAUUCUGAUGAAUAUCAAAUAAAACCAGUUCGCAGUUUCCAGUAUGGUGAAAGUGUUUGGUACCGAAAUUUUUGA